AUGGCAAGUGAUGGGAAGAAGAAAGAGCUGUUAAAGGGCCCAUUGGAGAAAUCACAGCAGCUAUGUCCCAAGGCGCCGGCGUCCAGGAACACCCUCUUCUUCGCCCAACCACAGGCUCACGACCAGCGCGUAACCGUUUUCGACUCCAGCAUUACACCUGAACCCUUUCUCGACUCGGUUGUCCUCGAGAACCUCAGAAAACGACAGCAGCUAGAAGGCGAGGCAGAGGGGUCAGGCACAUCAUGA
Cladophialophora bantiana CBS 173.52 is the source of this 246-nucleotide messenger RNA. RefSeq lists its product as uncharacterized. The transcript has 2 exons. The record is from RefSeq and is a predicted model, not a curated record. Lineage: Eukaryota; Fungi; Ascomycota; Eurotiomycetes; Chaetothyriales; Herpotrichiellaceae. The coding region runs from base 1 to 246 and encodes 81 amino acids.